CCUACCGGCAAUUCAAAUAAUUGCUUCUGUUGCAGAAAAAUCUCCCUCCAUAGCUUCUCUUUCAAGAAGUUUUGCUUCUUUCUCCUGAUCUUCUUCCUCAUCACCGUCGUAAUAAUCGGGUUGUCCACGUUCUUUGUCAUCAUAAUCAUCAAACCCCACAAACCAGUUUUCUCAGUUCGAGAGGUUAACAUGGACUUUUACGAUGUUGACAACGAUCGUAGCUCGAACCAAACCCUUCUGUUUUCGUCUGUGCUUUCGUUGACCCUUAAUGCUGAGAAUCGCAACAAGUUUGGAUUAGGGUUUAGUCCUGCGAGUUUCCAUGUUUAUCACCAAGAUUUUCACAUAGGAACCAUACGAAUUCCUAGGUUCUUUCAGCCUCCUCAUAGCGACGAUGUUGUGGUUCGUUGUCGUGUUCUGCUAGAGGGUGUUAACGUCACUAAAAUCUUGGGAAAGGCUUCAGAGACUGCUCAUGAUGAUGAGCCAAAAGGGAACAUUUCGGAGAUGAAAAUCUUAGGAGAUGUUAAGGCCCAUCUUUGGUUUCUUCAUCUAAAUUUGAUUAAUAUCAAGCUUGCUAUGGACUGUGACAUGAAUGUUAACUUGAAAGAGAUUACUUCAUCCAAUUAUAAAGUAUACAGCGCCAAAAUGAUCAAGAGUCGCUUGGCUUUUGCUUUCAGCAACUCCAGAGCCAUCACGAUGAAAUGCGUUUCAGCCCUUUCCAUCUAAAGAAUCCUAUUCAAAUGCAAUAUUUUGGGACGAUGAGCUCAUAAGGAUUGAUGUGAGAAGCUACGUACACAGACCUAUAACGGAAGAAAUAAGAGUUAUUGUUGUUUGACUGAUCUAUGGCUUAUGAUCAUAUUUUAAGAACAUAGGCUUGCUCUAUAAGCUCAUGACAUGGAUGAAUUUUGAUUUUCUUUUGUUACAUGUUUGGCACAUGGAAAUGAAAAAUGUACAAGAAAAAAGACAGAUGCAUACCAAACAUAAGUGUUUGGAUUUGUCUUUGUAUUAAGA
Molecule: messenger RNA, 1008 nt
Organism: Prosopis cineraria
Lineage: Eukaryota; Viridiplantae; Streptophyta; Magnoliopsida; Fabales; Fabaceae
Exons: 3
Coding region: 190-723 (177 amino acids)
Cellular component (GO): plasma membrane
Source: RefSeq, a predicted model, not a curated record